ACAAUGUUAAUAAUGGAUAAAUUAGGUAAAUAUGCCAUAUGUACAUAAGGAGAUCCAGACGCGGAAGUUGCAUUGGAUUGGGCAUAUCCUCAGAAAACCUGACACCCACCUAUCCAAAGUGGCCCUGACCAGAACUGGAAGAUGCCUGGCAAACGGAAACAUGUUUGCCCUAAUUGGCGCCGCUAUACCGUCGUACCGUGCGUCAUUGUGGUUAUACCAAGAGAGAAAUUAAGGUAGUUUGCGUUAAACUACAAGAAAAUGCCUCUACCGCGAGUUUUCUUGGAUGUUGCUGCCGACGGCAGUUCAAUGGGACGUAUUGUUAUCGAAUUAGGGACAGAUGUCAUCCCCAAGACUUUUGAAAACUUCCGAGCCCUUUGCACCAGCGAGAGAGGCUUCGGUUACAAGGGCUCCACCUUCCACCGCGUCAUCCCCAACUUCAUGUUGCAAGGAGGCGAUUUUACAAACCACAAUGGCACUGGCGGAAAGUCCAUCUACGGUGAGAAAUUUGCUGAUGAAAACUUCGUCCUGAAGUACACUACACCGCUCUGUAGAGUUGGGUGUAUUGGGGAUGGGGUGGGAAAAGAUUACCCAAACUGUCCAGGACCGGAGUCAGUAGACGAGGCCUGCACCCAAACAGAGAGUAACAGAGAUACAUGUAAGCUACUCUAACGCGGUUAUUGCGCU
Molecule: messenger RNA, 684 nt
Organism: Cydia pomonella (codling moth)
Lineage: Eukaryota; Metazoa; Arthropoda; Insecta; Lepidoptera; Tortricidae
Product: peptidyl-prolyl cis-trans isomerase-like
Exons: 1
Coding region: 259-669 (136 amino acids)
Biological process (GO): protein peptidyl-prolyl isomerization; protein folding
Molecular function (GO): peptidyl-prolyl cis-trans isomerase activity
Source: RefSeq, a predicted model, not a curated record